GGUUUAAAAAAAACCGACGCUAAAUGGAAUAUUCUUCAGAAUUUAAUGGCCACGUACAAUCUAAGAAGCCCAGCUGUGAAACGUCUCUUGCAAGAAGCUCGAGAAUUACAGCAAGAUAACUGUUGUGACUACACCGCGCAACCCCUUGAGGAUAAUCUUUUUGAAUGGCAUUUUGUGAUACGCGGUCCCGAUGGUACCGAAUUUGAAGGUGGAAGGUAUCAUGGACGCAUUAUUUUACCUUCAGAAUAUCCCUUCAAACCACCUAAUUUAAUGCUCUUGACUCCAAACGGUCGAUUUGAGUUAAAUAAAAAAAUUUGUUUAAGUAUUACUGGAUAUCACCCAGAAUACUGGCUUCCGGCAUGGGGAAUCCGCACCGUCCUUUUGGGUUUGAUUGGUUUCAUGACGACUAAAGCUAAUGGCGCAAUCGGUGGAAUUGAUUAUACCGAGGCAGAAAGAAAAUUAUUGGCACGAAAAUCGCAUAACUGGAUAUGUUCUACAUGUGGCAUAUCCAAUAUUGAUAUGUUACCAGAUGAUAAGGGUGAUACACAUCAAUCUUUACAUACCAACUCUGAGGACAGCUUAGAUAAUAAAGCAUCUAAAAAAAAUGAAAUAAUGCCACAAUUUUCUUUUGUAUAUGAUGAUGAACGGCGUGUGAACGAUAAAGAUAACAAGGAUUAUAUUUCAAAAGGCAAUAAUUCUGCCUCAUCUUCAACUUCCUUUAUCUCGGCACAAAACGCGGAUUCUGAAAGCACAACAAAUCAUUGUGAUACCAAAUCCAAUGAAUCAUCUAUGCCUGAGACCCAUCCCAUAGCUCGACAAUCAACUAUUGCACCUUCGCCAUCCAGAUCUGUAAUCAUUAUCGACGCAUUCAUCGCAGUUUUUGUUGCCAUGAUUAUUACUUUAUUGGUCAAGAAAUUCAUCAUCUCCAGCUCCAAGAUUUAG
Racocetra persica is the source of this 942-nucleotide messenger RNA. The record is from the annotation of a GenBank genome assembly. Lineage: Eukaryota; Fungi; Glomeromycota; Glomeromycetes; Diversisporales; Gigasporaceae.